Messenger RNA from Mastomys coucha (southern multimammate mouse), 5466 nucleotides. RefSeq names its product rabenosyn, RAB effector (gene Rbsn). The transcript is spliced from 12 exons. The record is from RefSeq and is a predicted model, not a curated record. Lineage: Eukaryota; Metazoa; Chordata; Mammalia; Rodentia; Muridae. Gene Ontology annotation, molecular function: metal ion binding. Bases 364 to 2706 code for a protein of 780 amino acids.
GUUUCUGCCCGGCGCGCCUGCCGAGCGCCGAGUCACCGAUGGCGAUGGCUGCCGCGGGGCUCUGAGGAAUCUUGCAGGCCGGCAGUCUGGACCGGAGGUGGAGUGUAAGCUGCCGGCUGCCAGUCGGAAGCCGCAGGGAGUGAGGAAGGGUGUCACGCUGCUCGGAGCCGCCCCAGAGAGCGCGGCAGUGGCUGAGAUUCCUUCUGCUGAAGAGAGAAUCUCAUCCAAGGCCACAAUGUCACUUCCCAAUUAUCAGAGUGCUGCCUGCUCAAGCUAACACUGCCAGAAUCCUGCUGCCUUGGGAGGAAUCAAGCUGACUUGGCAUGAGGUUCCUGCCUUCUUGGGGUUGAGAGAAGCACAACUAUGGCAUCUCUUGAUGACCCAGGGGAAGUGAGGGAAGGCUUCCUGUGCCCUUUGUGCCUGAAAGACCUUCAGUCUUUCUAUCAACUCCAGUCACAUUAUGAGGAAGAACACUCAGAAGAUCGUGAUGUCAAAGGGCAAAUUAAAAAUCUUGUUCAGAAGGCUAGGAAAGCAAAGAACAAGUUGUUGAAACGAGAAGAUGAUCGAGUGGAACCAGGGACCCAAGGAUACGAAUCAUUCAGUUAUGGUGGGGUUGAUCCUUACAUGUGGGAACCCCAAGAGCUUGGUGCUAUGAGAAGCCAUCUUUCUGACUUUAAAAAACAUCGUGCUGCAAGAAUUGACCACUAUGUUGUUGAAGUCAAUAAAUUGAUAAUCAGGUUGGAAAAGCUUACUGCAUUUGACAGAACAAAUACUGAGACUUCAAAGAUUAGAGCAAUAGAAAAGUCCGUGGUGCCUUGGGUCAAUGACCAGGAUGUUCCUUUCUGUCCAGACUGUGGGAAUAAGUUCAGCAUCCGGAACCGCCGUCACCACUGCCGCCUCUGUGGAUCUAUCAUGUGCAAGAAGUGUAUGGAGCUCAUUGGCCUGCCCUUGGCAAAUAAGCUCACCAGUGCCAGCAAGGACUCCCUGAGCACUCACACGAGCCCCAGCCAGUCACCUAACAGUGUUCAUGGCUCCCGCCGGGGCAGCAUCAGUAGUAUGAGCAGUGUUAGCUCAGUCCUGGAUGAGAAGGAUGAUGACCGCAUCCGCUGCUGCACACACUGCAAGGACAAGCUGCUCAAGCGAGAGCAGCAGAUGGACGAGAAGGAGCACACGCCUGACAUCGUGAAGCUCUACGAGAAACUUCGACUUUGCAUGGAGAAGGUUGACCAGAAAGCUCCUGAAUACAUCAGGAUGGCUGCAUCCUUAAAUGCUGGGGAGACGACCUACAGUCUGGAGCAUGCCAAUGACCUUCGAGUGGAAGUGCAGAAAGUGUACGAGCUAAUAGAUGCUUUAAGUAAGAAGAUCCUAACGUUGGGUUUGAACCAAGACCCUUCACCACAUCCAAACACUUUGCGACUACAGAGAAUGAUCAGAUACUCAGCUACACUAUUUGUACAGGAAAAGUUACUGGGUUUGAUGUCACUGCCAACCAAAGAACAGUUUGAAGAACUGAAAAGGAAAAGGAAGCAGGACCUGGAGCAGAAGAGCGCCGUGGAGAGACAGGCUGCUCUGGAGUCCCGGCGGAAGCUUGAGGAAAGGCAGAGUGGUUUGGCAUCUCAUACAGCCAAUGGGGACGUGAGGUCUCUUCGAGGCAUCCCUGCCCCCUUGCGAAAGGCUGAAGGCUGGCUCCCACUGUCAGAAGGUCAGGGACAGAGUGAAGACCCUGACCCUCUCCUCCAGCAGAUCUACAACAUUACAUCCUUCAUCAGGCAGGCCAAGGCUGCAGGCCGCACAGAUGAGGUGCGCACACUUCAAGAGAACCUGCGGCAGCUGCAGGAUGAGUAUGACCAGCAGCAGACUGAGAAGGCCAUUGAGCUGUCCCGGAGGCAGGCCGAGGAGGAGGAGCUGCAGCGGGAGCAGCUACAGAUGCUCCGUAAGCGGGAGCUGGAGCGAGAACAAGAGCAGUUCCUGGCAGCAUCCCUGCAAACACGGACUCGUGUUCUAGAACUCCGAGAAGUUAUACCCUUCCAGUUGGAGCCCAGCCGAGGGCCUCACAUUGAUCUUUCUUAUUCCUUGGAUCAGGACCCUUCCCCAGUUCAGAGCAGCACAGCUCCUGAUGCCCCUUCACCUGGCUUAGCUCUAGCACCCAUUCACUUGUGGUCUCCAGCCCUUGGCCAGGAAUCACUCCCUCAGAGCACCAUGUCACAGCAAAACGUUAAGACCUCACUCAACCCAUUUGAUGAAGAAGACCUCUCCAGCCCUACCGAGGGUGCUGCCAGCCCUGCUGCUGUAGAGGCUUUCCUGGGCCCUUCAGCCACUGUCACCAAAGAAUACAAUCCUUUUGAGGAAGAUGCUGAGGAGGAGGAGGUGGCAGAGUUGGGGGCAGGGAAUCCCUUCACUGACCCAGAUAGUCCUGCACCCAACCCUUUUGAUGAGGAUGACCAUCCCAGGCCUGCCAGUCUAGCUGCUCCUGGAAACCCUUUUGAAGAGUGCCCCUGCACCAAUCCCUUCGAGGUAGACAGUGAUAGUGGCAUGGAGGCUGAGGAACAGAUUGAGGAGGAGCUGCUCCUGCAGCAAAUUGACAACAUCAAGGCUUACAUCUUUGAUGCCAAGCAAUGUGGUCGAAUGGAUGAGGUUGAGGUUCUGACGGAGAACCUCCGGGAGCUGAAGUGCACCCUGGCUAAGCAGAAGGGGGCCCCGAACUGACAGCAGUGGGCAGGAACUGGGUGGGAGGAGGAGAUUGGCAGGCAUCUGAACACACACACAGGUGGGGGUGGAAACAGUAGUCUCUUGCUGUGCACUUGAGACAUUUCCACUACAGUUGAACAAGAACAGGAAAAACAAUCGGCUUCCAUGUGCUGGUUUUUCUCUAUUUUUUUAAUGAAGUGUUCCCUUUUUAGGGGACUUUACCACUUUAUUUUCAAGAUACAGCUCUGUUGGGCCAAGGCAGAAAUGACUCCUGAGCACCUCUUAGUCCUUUUUCUGCUGACUAUUCUUGGUCAUUGUGCAGUAUUAUAGGGCAGCCCUUGACAGGUCCCUUCCUGUAGCCAAGAUGGGCAGGGCUCUAGCAGAAGUCUGUCCUAACUUGGUUGUUCCUUUUCAGCACAUCCCUGCUUGGACCAUAUCCGGGACCCUUAGGGAGAUACUGCUGUGAAGGGGAAGGUCUAGAUCCAGUGGGACCAAUGCCUCUCUUUAUGGAUGGCAGGGAUGCUGCCAGUGUUGACCCCCCCAGUUAAAGGAAGUAAAGUUCCCAAGUGUGAGGAUGGUGGGGUGGCUGGUGUCAGUGUGAUCUUGAUUAUGAGAUAGUGAUCAACUUUUUGGUGGGUGUUACGGUUUGGGAUAAGUUUCUACUUGUGCAGUUGUCUGAUUACCUGGAAACCUCCUUCCAGGACUUGGGUAGAACAACCACUCUGUAGGUCACAUUCAAGGGCCUGUUGAUUUGGAAUUCUGGCUGGGAAGCUCGUGUGGAGUAUUAGCAGGUGAUGGAACACUUCCUGAGUCAGGAGAUAAAUUCUAGUAACUUUCAAGACCCUCUAGUCAGCCUUCCUUGUGGUUUAUCCUGACCUGGGAAACUGGUAAGAUGUUAUUUUACUACUUUGAGUUGUUGAGAGACAGAAAUACUUGAGGCACAGCCUGAGAUCAUUCCACAGCCCUGAACUACUUGAACUCUGGAUAGAAGACAGAAAGGGAAGUUAUGUAGCUUAGUACUUUGGUUUACAAAAACAGUUCGAUUGACAGAUGGCCUUGUAAGAUCCUUGGUGUGCUUAGCUCUGGGUACUUUCUUCAGUGAUACUCUUUAGUUAAUGGACAAUAACUGUCCACUAGUUACUUUCCCUUCAGCUUACUCUGGGCCAUGCCUUUUGUUGGUUAGUGGAAUAUAAGCUGAAAUUCUUUUGUCACAUUCUAGUGAAGAUCCAUCUUGGUGGUAAGAAUGUUAUCUGGGUACAAAGAUCUCUAUAUUUUUGCAGCUUUAAUAUCAGUUCAUUAGUACAUGUGGGGGCUUUGGCUGGAUAGAGAGCCCUGUAUGGGGCUGUAGGAAGGGCUGGAGAGAGAGGUUAAGAACUCUUUUGGGUUCUGUUGACAGAUGUUUACUGACCUGCUAGUGGAUUAUCAGCCAUUUGCCACCUCUGUUGAAGGUAGGCAGCCUGGCAUUUUAUGUUACUUAGAGCAGCUUCCUCUCUUUCUAAAGCCCAGUCUCCAGGCAUGCCCAGUAUAUCCAUCCUGCUUGGUCUGCUUUGUCUGAUGGAAAAAGAGGCAGCCCUAACACAAGAAUGAAGCUGAAUUCUGGUUUCCACCAUUACUUUUUCUGACACAGAUCAGGUGUUCAAGGUGGUACAACUGUAGACAUUGCUUUUCUUGUAAGACUGGGUUUCUCUGUAUAGCUCUGGCUGUCCUGGAACUCACUCUGUAGACCAGGCUGGCCUUGAACUCAGAAAUCCACCUGCUUCUGCCUCCCAGGUGCUGGGAUCAAAGGUGUGUGCUACCACCGCACAGCCAAGACUGGGUUUCUUAAUUAGCUAGUGACUCAUUAAAUAUACUCCUUUUCGGAACUCACCCCAGGUAACAGUCUGAGAGCAUAGAGAAAACAAAUGCUUUUAAACAGCUAUUUUUUAAAUCCUGACUGACUGAAUUUUAAACCAAGUGAACUCAGAUCCCAGAGGUUUUACAGAAUUUCUCAUUGAAUUCCUCUUUGACCAUAUUCUGAAAUCAGAGACAUGACAAGAGAGAUUUCUACCUUUUGUCUAUAUUACUUCCCAGGAUUCCUGCAGGUCAAAGCUGGUUUGCAGAGGGGGGCUGGCCUGUGAGUGAACCACAAUGCCAGCUUCUUUUCUUUUCUUUUCUUUCUUUCUUUCUUUUUUUUUUUUGAUUUUUCGAGACAGGGUUUCUCUGUAUAGCCCUGGCUUUCCUGUAACUCACUCUGUAGACCAGGCUGGCCUCGAACUCAGAAAUCUGCCUGCCUCUGCCUCCCAAGUGCUGGGAUUAAAGGCAUGCGCCACCACUGCCCGGCCAGUGCCAGCUUCUUACCUUGGGUAAAUACUUCAUGAUUCCCGAGGUCCCAAGCUCCACCUCAUCAGUGAAGAAGCAUGUCCUUGAUAAGGUGGUGUUGGCAGAUCCUUUAGGUCCUGUCCAUAGUGGAAGAACUUCUUGCUUUAUUCCCUUCUAACACACUAAGGAACUGGAGCCUUACUCACUGCACUUACCACACAUCAUGUCUUUGUUGUCAGAGGUUAAAACAUCCUUCUAAGUCAUCAUGAGCCAUGUUGCGUAGCAAUGCCAUGCAGUUCAAAAUGUGGAAUUGGCCUCUGUACGAGGUCAAACUAGAGGAGCACGGUGUGCUAGUAAUCAUGAUGACUGUCAGCAAGAUGGUCAUUGAUGUGCAUGCACUACACUGGGGUCUUGUAUCAGAGGCUUUUAUUAAAAUAUAUCAUUUAUGUGAGGCUUUUAUUAAAAAAAAUAACAUGUUCA